Molecule: messenger RNA, 3517 nt
Organism: Ectocarpus sp. CCAP 1310/34
Lineage: Eukaryota; Phaeophyceae; Ectocarpales; Ectocarpaceae
Source: the annotation of a GenBank genome assembly
CUGUUCCCCUUCCCUUGUCCCGGACGUGCAAGGAGCAAUCAGGUCAGGACUAGGGUGAGGGUUUCAUGGAGACAGAGGGAAUCUGUUAGAUUUGCCGUGCUUGUGGCCUGGUGGGAUAGGGUACUACAACAAGCUGCCGAUCCAGGGAGCCAUCCCGAUCGCCAGCAGGCAAUACGGGAAGAGGUCGUGCGCCGAGUGUGCUCGCGGUUGCGGAGGUUUCUCGUUGGUGAGCCAUGGGAGGGGUACCCAGCGUGCUGCUUUGCCUUUGGUGUCGAGGGGGGUGCUCGACGGCGACGGUGGCUGCGGCGCUGACGUUUUUCCCUCCAAGCCCUCCAUGCUACUCGCUGAAAAGAAAGGAGGGGAGCGAGGAGCUGGAGAUGGUCGUUGACGAAGUCUUGGAGGCAACGGCGACAACAGAGGGCGUAGAAAUCGCGACAAUCGUCUCCGGAGUCAGCGGGAGCCGAUGCGGAGAGCCGGUCUUGGCAGCUGUCGCCAAUCCAAAGCCCAAGGGCAAAAGGAACAGCAAAGCAGCCGGGGGGAAAGGCGGUAGUGGCGGGGGCGGGGGCGGGGGCGGCGGCAGCAGCAGCGGCGGCUUCGCCAAGGUCGGGAAGAUCGGGGGGGGGGGGCGGGGGUCCACCAUCCCCGUGGCCUUGUACCGCACGGCGAACGCCAGGUACACGCUUAUCUACAGCCACGGGAACGCGACCGACAUCGGGGCGAUGCACGACCGGUGCGCGGGGAUCGCGGAGGCCGUCGGGGUGAACGUGCUGGCGUACGACUACACGGGGUACGGGCGCGCAAGCGGCUCUCCCACGGAGGCCCGGACGUACAGAGAUAUAGAGGCGGUGUGUGCAUGGGCGCGAAAAAACGUGCUGCAGGAGGGAGAAGACGGCAGCGGGAAAAAUAAGGGGCAUGGUUUGAUCCUGUACGGCCAGAGCGUCGGAAGCGGCCCCACCUGCUACCUGGCCUCAGACAAGUCCAAGGGCUCCUUUGCGGGCGUGGUGCUGCACAGCCCCAUCCUGAGCGGCAUGCGCGUCCUGACGGAGAGCCGAGCGCUCUCGUGCCUGGACAUCUACCCGAACGUGGACAGGGCGUCUCGAAUAACUUGCCCGGUGAUGGUGAUGCACGGCGCGAGGGACGAAGAGGUGCCGUGGGAGCACGGCAAGGGGAUAUUCGAGGCUGUCCCCGAGCCGUUGAGGAGACGUCCCUGGUGGGUGCCGGACAGGGGCCACAACGACAUCUGCGAGGGGAGACGUCACCUGAGGGAGUACUUCGCGAGGCUCAGCGCCUUCGUCAGGUCGCUCGACCGAGAUGACCCCAUCGCAACCGCAGAAGCGUUACCCGCUACCGCCGCCGCCGCUGCCGAACCCAUAGCGAGCGCCACAAAGAACCCCCCGGCCGCCGCCGGGGCGGGGGGGGCCGCGAUCGCCAACGCCGGGGGCCCCGUCCUCGCGGCCUCCUCCGUGUUGGUGGCGUCUGGUGCGCCGGCCAGCGGCGGCGGUGGCAGCGCAUCGGUGAACGGGGGGCGAUAGUGACGAAGCAAAGAGAAUAGAGGCGUGGGGGCUCCGUCGGGUGUUGAGGGACUAGCUGCCGUUUCUCGAACGGCCGGUAUUAGAUAGCUCAACUUGUAGCUUUUUCUAAAGAGAAAAGCCGACAUAUUUCGAGAGAAGCCAGUAUUUUUUGUUUGUACUCUGUUUUGUAGGUAGUGCCUGUUAAUUUUUUCCUGUUAUUUUUUUUUAAUGCACAUGAAGUUUGUGCAACGUUUGUUUGUCAUCGUUGAGAGUGGCCAGGCUGUGCCAUCAAAACCCGUGGGAAAAGGAUUCUGUCAAUCUCAAGCGAUGGGCUUAUCAAAUUUGUUGGCUUGAGAGUCUGAGGUCACCGUCAAACGGACCUUGUGUGCUGUAGCUAAGGAUGAAGGCAUUACUUGUAGAUGCUGGAAAGCGAGCUGUCGGCCGUUUGAUAACACGUACUGCCACGACCCCUUAUUGUUAGCACAAAGCCGAGGGGUGAUCCAGUUUUCUAUGUGCGACAGUCGAGCGCACUGCCGCAAGACCGUGGCCUUAAAAAGGUGAUGGCGGAGUCAAUCGGCACGCACGAAGCAUAGUUGUGCGUUUUUUUUUUUUUUUUCGACAGCAUGCGAAUUGGGUGAGAGCGAUGUACAUCCCUUUCCAAAAAAGCGCUCGCUCCGUAAUAACUACUCGAUAGGGUUGUGUCGAGAAUGUUAUAUCUUCGUUGUAUAGACACAUACAUGUUGUCGUCGUCAUCGCGGCUUGACCUCUUCGCUGCUAGUAGCGAUUGGUGGGGUGGGUUACCUAUCCCCGCGUUUCUUCGUUUUCAAGGCCUUUUUUGUCUCUUUUCCGAGAUGCACCGGUUGAUCUCGUCUCUCCUGACUCUUCUCGAAAAUGCAGGCGAAGUGCCUUCGUCUUUCGUGCGACGUGUGCUCUUCGACACGCACCUGACUCAGCGUUAAUUUUCUUUGUCGUUUUAGUUUUGCCGCCUGACGGACGGGCGACUUAUAGGCGGCCCUAUUGUCUGACAGAUGAUGAUGCGCGAAGAAAAUAGAGCUGGUUGGGUGAAAAAUGUUGGGCAUAUGUUUUUUUGGUCGUGUUGCGAAUGCGAUCGUAGAGGACGCCGAAGCGUACGAACCCGGUUCUUCCGUGUGGUGUUACUGGCCGCCUUUGAUGGCAGCGGUGCAACUGCUGUGUACCUAACGACUUGUGACGGAAAACAUUGACAGCUUUAGUCCUCUUUUUCUUUUUUCAGCGAAGUGUCGGGUGUGGUGAGUGAGGUGUCGUUCUUGUGACAAAAAGCUGACUUUUAGUGCAUCGCUGCGCCACACUAUUUCCUGCUGGCCGGGUGGGAUAGAGGAAGCAUUUUCCUGUCCAAGCCCGGAAUGGCUGUACCGUGGUAGGCAGGCGGGUGUAGUUUGGCUGCCCCCCUCGCCAUGAAGCGCAUUUUCCUUGUUGUGCCUCUAUUACCCAAGCGUGUGGUGGGGUUCCUCUAGCGUCAGAGCUUUCAUCAUGAGGCGAACCGUCUUGGAAGCGUGGGUGUAUGGCGAAGGGUAGAGUGCCGUUGCUGCGUGAAAGCGACGUGCGUUGUUUUAAACCGCUUAAACCGCCUUUUGCAAUGGGUGUGAAUCGGACUGACAACUGUCAUGGUACAAGCAGAUAUCACACCUCGUACCAUACCCAAUACUACCGUAAGGAUUUUAGAAUUGCAUCACCGAUAGGAAUUAACAAUCAAGAACGUAACGGAUGACACGUCAUUUCCGGAUGGGCGUCCGAGAGAGAUCGCACGGGGGUGGGCACGUUUUUUGUUUUGGUGUAUGAUUGCUGGCCGUGCAGCGCAUGGUUGCGUGCUGCCUCGAGGAAGAACUUGAGCUGCAACAACCACCCUGUAUCAGAAUUAGCUCAAGCCAUAAUGCGCUAUUCCAUUGCUGCACAAGGUGUUGUUAUUGCAAGUGUGUCCAACGGUCAAGUUCAUAUGAGUGAUACAUCUUAAGCAGCAUUUUUGUUUG